This is a messenger RNA of Mus pahari (shrew mouse), 1026 nucleotides long. RefSeq names its product olfactory receptor 4K3-like. The transcript has 2 exons. The record is from RefSeq and is a predicted model, not a curated record. Bases 88 to 1026 code for a protein of 312 amino acids. Gene Ontology annotation, biological process: G protein-coupled receptor signaling pathway. Gene Ontology annotation, molecular function: olfactory receptor activity; G protein-coupled receptor activity. Gene Ontology annotation, cellular component: membrane. Lineage: Eukaryota; Metazoa; Chordata; Mammalia; Rodentia; Muridae.
UUCAUAAGCACAUAACAGAUGGUAAGAAAAUCUGACCCAAGAGAAAAAUUAUGAUUUUUGGGUACUUCUGAAGACACACUGAGUAAAAUGGAUGAAGGCAAUCACACUGUGGUGUCAGAAUUUAUACUCUGGGGACUUGCCAGCUCACAGAAGAUUGAAGUCUCACUCUUUGUGGUGUUUUCAAUGCUUUAUCUUCUCAUUGUUUCUGGAAAUAUUGUCAUUCUGGUUUUAAUCACAACUGACCCCCAUCUGCAUUCUCCCAUGUACUUCCUGUUGGCCAACCUUUCCUUUAUUGAUAUGUGGCUUUCCUCAGUCACCACUCCUAAGAUGAUCACAGACUUUCUCAGAGAAAACAAGACCAUUUCCUUUGCAGGAUGCAUGUCCCAAGUGUUCUUUGCCCACUGUAUUGCUGCAGGAGAGAUGGUACUGUUGGUGGUAAUGGCUUAUGAUCGCUAUGUGGCCAUCUGCAAACCUCUCCACUACUUCACCAUCAUGAACUUUAGGAGAUGCACUGGGUUGGUGUUCACUUCCUGGACAACUGGAUUUGUACAUGCUCUGAGUCAUUUGGUAGUGAUUGUGGAGUUGCCUUUUUGUGGACCUAAGGAAGUAGAUAGCUUUUUCUGUGACAUGCCAUUGGUAAUCAAGCUAGCUUGCAUAGAUUCCCAUGACUUGGAUGUUCUAAUGAAUGCUGAUUGUGGGCUUGUGGCUGUCACUUGCUUUAUUUUGUUGCUUAUUUCCUACACAUAUAUUCUUAUCACUGUACGUCAAAGCUCUAAAGCUGGUGCAUCUAAGGCAAUGAACACAUGCACUGCCCACAUUACAGUGGUGCUUAUCUUUUUUGUGCCAUGCAUCUUCAUCUAUGUGUGGCCUCUCAAUAUCACUUGGUUGGAUAAAUUUCUUGCUGUAUUUUACUCUGUUUUUACACCUCUCCUGAAUCCAGCCAUUUAUACUCUGAGAAAUAAAGAGAUGAAAAAUGCCAUGAAGAGAUUUAUAAGCAACUACCUUAGUCACAAAGGAAAUUUAUAG